AUGAAGAUUAACGCCCUCCCUCUCCUGUUCGCCACCGCUGCCAGCGCCAGUGUCCAGGGCUUCGACAUUUCUGGCUAUCAACCUAAAGUGGACUUUGCCGGUGCUUAUGCUGCUGGUGCCCGCUUCGUCAUGAUCAAGGCGACUGAGGGUACCAGCUUCAUCUCUAGCUCUUUCUCGAGCCAAUACCAGGGUGCCACUAGCGCCGGUCUGCUCCGUGCCAAGUACUUCAUCGCCCACGGUGGUGGUUGGUCUGAUGAUGGCCUGACCCUGCCCGGCAUGCUGGACAUUGAAUACAACCCAUCCGGCGCAACCUGCUAUGGGCUCAGCCAUUCAGCCAUGGUUUCCUGGAUCAAGGACUUUGGCGAGACCUACAAGAGCGCCGCUGGCCGGUACCCUAUGAUCUACACCACCGCCGACUGGUGGAACACCUGCACUGGUGGCAGCACGGCAUUCAGUCAGGACUACCCGUUGGUUCUGGCUCGAUACAGCACUUCGGUCGGCACUAUCCCCGGUGGCUGGCCUUUCCAGAGCUUCUGGCAGAACUCGGAUGCGUAUAGCUUCGGAGGUGAUUCGGAAAUUUGGAAUGGCAGUGAGGCCUCUCUGAAGACAUUUGCCAAGUCCGCUGCUUAA
Penicillium mononematosum is the source of this 630-nucleotide messenger RNA. RefSeq lists its product as uncharacterized. Gene Ontology annotation, biological process: cell wall macromolecule catabolic process; carbohydrate catabolic process; peptidoglycan catabolic process. Bases 1 to 630 code for a protein of 209 amino acids. The transcript is spliced from 3 exons. The record is from RefSeq and is a predicted model, not a curated record. Gene Ontology annotation, molecular function: lysozyme activity. Lineage: Eukaryota; Fungi; Ascomycota; Eurotiomycetes; Eurotiales; Aspergillaceae.